Molecule: messenger RNA, 489 nt
Organism: Peronospora belbahrii
Lineage: Eukaryota; Oomycota; Peronosporomycetes; Peronosporales; Peronosporaceae
Source: the annotation of a GenBank genome assembly
AUGGAUCAUCAUUGUGUUUACAUUAACAAGUGCAUUGGAUACUUCAACUACAAGUUUUUUGUCUUGUUCUUGGGCUGGAGUUCAAUCACAUGUUUGUACCAAAGCAGUCUGUUAUUCCGCUAUGUACUGGCGUAUAGUUUAAAUCAGACUACAAAACUCAUGGCCUUGGGCAAGCUUCGACUCUUUGAUCCUCAUCUGCAGACUGUAAUCGUGUUUUUUGGUAGCACGUGUUUAGGACUGGCCUUGGCUUGUUUUUAUAUCGUGCAUAUGUACUUUGUUGCUAACAACUAUAGCACUCUCGAGUACUGCGAAAAACGCGACGAUCUGGAUCAUGUGAACUACUAUAACGUGGGUCUACUGCGCAACUUUCAAGAAGUAUUUGGUACUUUCUACGAGUUUCCAUACUGGUUUAUCCCGGUACAUAGCCCCAGCUUUCGGAAGCGAGAUGGAAAAACUUUUCCAUUGAACAAGUUCAUUAAAGCCGACUAG